GCUCGAUGUUUCUGAAUCAAGGUUUCAGUUAACUAAUUUUUUCAUAAUUAAUAAAAAAUUUUAUAGUUUUUGCUCAUUAGGAUGCUAAACACAAAUUUAAUGUUGUUUUCAAGUUUCGUAAUAUUUUCUUAUCAAAAUUCACCACGACGAAAAAAAAUAUCUUCAUGAACUUUUACUUAAUUAAAAAUGGCAACUUCUCAUACAAUAACAAGUUUUCCCGUUGUUCAGUCGUCGAUUCGAGGAUAGUUUAAUCGUAUGGUUAGGGGUAACAAUCUUAAUUAAUAUUAAUAAUCUAUUUUCUAAAUUUAAAUUUAGGUUAAAAUGGCACCUAAAAGAAAUAAUAUGAUACCUAAUGGCCAUUUCCAUAAAGAUUGGCAAAGGUUUGUAAAAACUUGGUUUAAUCAACCUAUGCGUAAAAAACGCAGGCAUGAUAAUCGUGUCAAAAAGGCAAGACUUGUUGCUCCCAGACCUGCAAAGGGUCCCAUUCGUCCUAUUGUGCGCUGUCCUUCUUUCAGAUACCAUACAAAACAAAGACUUGGUAGAGGUUUUUCACUAGAAGAAUUGAAGGCUGCUGGUAUUCAUAAACGGGAAGCUAGGACUAUUGGAAUUUCUGUCGACUACAGGCGAAGGAAUAGAGGUGUUGAAAGUUUGCAACAAAAUGUGCAACGUUUAAAAGUUUACAAAUCUAAAUUGAUUUUGUUCCCGAAAAAAUUAUCAAAACCCAAGAAGGGUGAUGCAACAGCUGAAGAGAUUAAGAUGGCCACUCAAUUGAAGCACGUUGUCAUGCCAAUCAGGAAGCGAUACCAGAGAGAGAAGGCACGUGUCCCCACUGAAGAAGAACGCAAGUUUAAUGCCUUUGUUACAUUGCGUGUUGCCCGAGCUGAUGCUAGAAUGUUUGGAAAACGUCAGAAGAAGGCUAAGGAAGCAGCAGAGAGUCUUGAUGCUGGUCCUAAGAAAGUUAAAUAGUGAAACUGUAGAAAAUAAAGUUAUUUAAAAAAAAAAAAAA
Molecule: messenger RNA, 1006 nt
Organism: Parasteatoda tepidariorum (common house spider)
Lineage: Eukaryota; Metazoa; Arthropoda; Arachnida; Araneae; Theridiidae
Gene: RpL13
Product: ribosomal protein L13
Biological process (GO): translation
Cellular component (GO): cytosolic large ribosomal subunit; ribosome
Molecular function (GO): structural constituent of ribosome; RNA binding
Source: RefSeq, a predicted model, not a curated record